AAUAUUUAUUUAAUGAGAGCCUCCAAAUGAGCUCUGACUCUGAGUUCGCUUAAAGAAAGUAAACUGGAGGGUCUCUUGAUGUGUUGAAGCAUCAUUUUGUUCGCCGAAGCAAUGGAUUCUGCGCUUCUUGUGUCCUUUCCAAAUGCUUCUGUAGGUGGGAACGGUUGGAGAAGGGGCAAUCUCAACAAGAGCUUUUCAAGUUCAUAUGCAGCAGUCAGAGUUUCAAGAAGCAGAGCAUGGGACAUCUUGGAAAGAUAUUGUGGUGUUGGGUCUCAGCAAUAUCUUUUGAAGCAUCACACCAGAAACACUAAGGAAAAAUCUGCAUUCUACAGGAGGCAUGGUAAAAGGUUGUUGGUGAAUGCUACUGCUGGUCACCCUCUUGAAUCCGAACCUGGAGCUUAUAAUUCGAAAAGCAUUCGGAACUCUAUCAAAAAUGCCAUAGAUGCUUUUUACAGGUUUUCAAGGCCGCACACAGUUAUAGGCACAGCAUUGAGCAUAAUUUCAGUUUCUCUCCUUGCAGUCGAGAAUCUGUCAGAUUUUUCACCUGUAUUUUUCACAGGGGUGCUGGAGGCUGUAGUUGCUGCUCUCUUUAUGAAUAUUUACAUUGUUGGUUUGAAUCAGUUGUCUGACAUUGAUAUAGACAAGGUUAACAAGCCUUAUCUUCCAUUGGCAUCAGGGGAAUAUUCAGUUGGGACUGGCAUCAUGAUUGUGACAUCUUUUCUAAUUCUGAGUUUUUGGCUUGGAUGGGUUGUUGGUUCAUGGCCAUUGUUUUGGGCCCUUUUCAUCAGUUUUGUCCUUGGAACUGCUUAUUCAAUCAAUUUGCCACUAUUGAGAUGGAAGAGAUCUGCUGUGGUUGCGGCAAUGUGCAUCCUAGCUGUUCGGGCAGUGAUAGUUCAACUUGCUUUUUUCCUGCACAUGCAGAUCCAUGUGUACAAAAGGCCAGCUGCCUUCUCUAGGCCACUAAUUUUUGCAACUGCAUUUAUGAGCUUCUUCUCAGUUGUUAUAGCAUUAUUUAAGGACAUACCUGAUAUUGAUGGAGAUAAAAUAUUCGGCAUUCGGUCUUUUACAGUACGUCUGGGACAAAAGCGGGUCUUUUGGAUUUGUAUUUCGCUACUUGAAAUGGCUUAUGGUGUUGCCGUUUUAGUGGGAGCAUCAUCCGGCUUCCUGACGAGCAAAUGCAUCACGGUUUUGGGACAUGCAAUUUUGGCGUCGAUACUCUGGAACCGAGCCAAAUCUGUUGAUCUCAACAGCAAAGCUGCAAUAACAACCUUUUACAUGUUUAUAUGGAAGCUCUUCUAUGCUGAGUAUCUACUUAUACCACUUGUUAGAUGAGGAUGACAACUUAUUUGAGAUCAAAGGUUGCCUUCAAAAUCUUAGAGGGAAUAAAUCAAAUGCCAUUACUGGGAUUGUUCAACAUGCAUUGUAGUUUGACAAUACAAUUGGGAACCUAUGAGUUUAUGCAAUCACUCAAUUCAUUAUCUUCA
Messenger RNA from Prunus avium (sweet cherry), 1484 nucleotides. RefSeq names its product homogentisate phytyltransferase 1 (gene HPT1). The record is from RefSeq and is a predicted model, not a curated record. Gene Ontology annotation, cellular component: membrane. Gene Ontology annotation, molecular function: prenyltransferase activity. NCBI's taxonomy places the organism in Eukaryota, Viridiplantae, Streptophyta, Magnoliopsida, Rosales, Rosaceae.